Molecule: messenger RNA, 2170 nt
Organism: Macadamia integrifolia
Lineage: Eukaryota; Viridiplantae; Streptophyta; Magnoliopsida; Proteales; Proteaceae
Product: putative glucuronosyltransferase PGSIP8
Exons: 5
Coding region: 424-1842 (472 amino acids)
Molecular function (GO): glycosyltransferase activity
Source: RefSeq, a predicted model, not a curated record
GCUCUUUCCACUCUUCAAAUUCUUCACAAGAAGAGAAAACGACUCUCGAGCCCUAUCUGUAAUCUGUAUCUCUCUCGACUCCUCCCCUCUCCUUUCUCUGCAACUCUAUUGACAACUUCCCCUUUCCCUUUCCCUUUCCCUUACGAAGAACGGCGGAGAAAAACCAUUUCUUGUUUUUCUUCCGUCGUUCUAAUCGGAACCUUUGCCUAUUUCCUGUGAAUUCAGGCGGCGAUCGUUGAUUCUGACAGUUUACUGUGCCAGUUUCCUGAAAUCGCUUCGUUAUUUUGUCCUCCGAAGAUGCUGAUUUCAGAAAAUGAGAAGAAAAGAGGGAAGACUCAAUUUUGAGUAAGGUUGCUUCCCUUAAAGCUGAUUCUUUUUUAGGUCUUGGAACGAUUCUUUGUUGAAGAAGAAGAAACAAGAAGAAUGGGGAACGGAAGGAGGUUGGGGUUGGGAAGGUUGAAGGUUUUGUUGUUGGUGAUGGCUACUCUUGCAGCGGUUGCGAUUCAAAGCGUGGUGUCUGAGGAAGAAAGAGUGCAUCGGAACGCUUACGUAUCGAUGAUGUAUAUGGGAACUCCAAGGGAUUAUGAGUUCUAUGUUGCGACUCGCGUGAUGCUCAGAUCUCUGUCAAGACUUCAUGUGGACGCCGAUCUCGUCGUCAUUGCCUCUCUUGAUGUACCGAUCCGAUGGGUUCAAGCUCUGGAAAAGGAAGAUGGAGUGAAAGUGAUGAGGGUAGAAAACCUGCAUAACCCAUACCAGACGGAACGAAACUAUGACAGGUUUAAGUUGACGAUGAACAAGCUCUAUGCUUGGAGCCUGGUGAAGUAUGAUAGGGUGGUCAUGCUUGACUCUGAUAAUCUCUUCCUCCAAAAGACAGAUGAACUCUUCCAGUGUGGACAAUUCUGUGCUGUCUUCAUCAACCCCUGCAUCUUCCACACUGGCCUGUUUGUGCUACAGCCAUCAAUGGAGGUGUUCAAGCACAUGAUGCAUGAAUUGGAGGUUGGACGUGAAAACCCGGAUGGUGCAGACCAGGGUUUCCUGGUUAGCUACUUCCCGGACUUGCUUGACCGUCCAUUGUUCCAUCCACAACCUAAUGGCACCAAGCUUGACGGCACAUACAGACUACCACUGGGCUAUCAGAUGGAUGCUUCAUAUUACUAUCUGAAGCUCCGAUGGAGCAUACCCUGUGGGCCUAACAGUGUAAUCACAUUCCCUAGCGUUCCGUGGCUAAAACCAUGGUAUUGGUGGUCUUGGCCAGUUCUACCACUAGGUCUUCAAUGGCAUGAGCAACGCCGACAAACACUUGGGUACAGCGCCGAGGUGCCCAUGGUAUUGAUCCUGUCAGCAAUGUACCUAGCAGUGAUGGCACUGACCCGACUUGCAAGGCCGAAUCUGUCCAAGUUUUGCUACAGAAAACCGGACAAGAGUCUAUCCUUGCAAACAGGGUUCAAGAUGGCUGUGAUGUGGUCCAUUGUAGCUGCCUACACAAUCCCCUUCUUUGUUAUACCGCGGACAGUGCACCCACUCGUAGGCUGGACUUUGUACUUGUUUGGCUCUUCAGCACUUGCCUCGGUAGCAAUUAAUUCCUUCCAGUUGGCACCACUUGCUGUAUUGACACCUGGUUUAGAGAUUGCCGGUGUACUUUUUGUCAUGGCAUGCCCUUGGUACUCAGAUGGGGUUGUGCGAGCCCUUGCUGUGUCCGCCUAUGCCUUCUGUUGUUCUCCAAUCCUUUGGGCUUCUGUAGCAAAAGUAAUGGCAAGUUUGCAGGUUUCACUUGAAAGGGAAUUUUCUUUGCCAAGGGUAGGAGAAUCUCAACAGCCAUCUGGGUUCAGCAAGUUGUAUUGAGCCACGACCAACUCACCAUGAGUCUACCACCUAAAAGAAGAGAUUCAGGUAGGCCUCUCUGACUGAAAUUUCUGCUUUUCCGUAAAUGUGGCCAGAUUACAAUUGACCACACUCGGCAGAGAACCAAGUGGUGAUUCGGAGCAAUAGAACGCAUUGUUAAUCUUUUGCAAAGAGAAACAGAAUUGAAAAGACAUUGAUUGUGAUGUAAGCCUAUGUUGAGAUAGGCAUUUUCUGUCAAGACUCUCUGGCCCUUGUGAGAAUGAGAAGCGAAAAAACAUUUCUGGGUGAUAAUCCCAUUUCUAAAGUAGCAUACAAAAGCAUUUACUCA